Molecule: messenger RNA, 2160 nt
Organism: Dracunculus medinensis (Guinea worm)
Lineage: Eukaryota; Metazoa; Nematoda; Chromadorea; Rhabditida; Dracunculidae
Source: the annotation of a GenBank genome assembly
AUGCGUUCUACGAAGUCUAUCAAAAGAGGUGGAAAUCGAAAAAUGACGAGAAAUGCUUGUGCUUGCCGCCGCAAAGUAUUUCAGAAACGAAUGGAACAAAUGAAAAAUUUGCAACGAAAUACUGUUUUCACUGGAGCCCAAGUUAAAAUCUUGGCUGUGCCGCAACCUAUUCCGAAGAAGCUAAAAGAACCUAAGCAGAGAACUGUUGAAGAAAUUGCUGAACGCCGGCGAUUUCGAGAGCAGAAAAAUCUCGAAAAAAGAUUUUUAAAACAAAAACCAUCAACAUCCGAAGUACCGAAAUUACUAAUAUCCAUGAAAAAUAUAAAGGAGAAAAAAGUUAUAACAGCGGUUGCGAAAGUGAAAGAACCAAAAAAAGAGGCUAAGCGAGUCCUUCAGAAUAAACCGAUAAAUGUUCCUCCUUCUAAAAAAAGCAAAAUAACUGACGAAAAGAAUAAGGCAAAACAAGGAGUUGAUAAAAGUAUUUCUGACGAGGAAAUCGAAAAACCUUCCAAGAACAAGAUAUCAAAGAAUAUAGAAAAAACGGUUGCAAAGAAAAAAGCAUCUAAAACAAUAUCAAACAAGGACGAUACCUCAGGACCUAUUCCUAAUGCUAAAGUACUGCCAAAGAUUGAAGGCUCUGGCUCAUAUAGAGAAAAGAAUAACGAUCCAAAAGUACGGAAGCAAGAAAAAGUUUCACAUUUGAAAAAAGUCGUUAGUUUCGUUAAAAUCGCUCAUCUUUCUUUGCAUUUGUUUGUUUUUGCUUUUUCUAUUCUUUAUUUAAAUAGUUCUCUGAAGAAAAAUUCAUUGUUGUUCGAUAAUUUUGCCGAAUAUGAUGAAGAUAUCCCACAAGUAAGUGAGAAUAACACCUUAUCUGGAGCAAAUAAAUUAAUCGAAUCAGACAAUGGCGAUGAAGAAAGAGAUAAAACGACAUGCUGUAUCGAUCCUAAUGAAUGGGAAUGCACUAAGCUACCUCAUAAAUUUGCGGCUGGGCGUAUACAAAUGAAAGAUACAAUAAUUCUCGGCAUUUCUGAUGAAUUUAUUGGUGAAUCAUUGGAGAAACGAUCUGAAUUAAGAGAAAGCUAUACAAAAAAUCAGACAAAUGGAUUUCAUUACGAAUUUUAUGAGGAGAAAGAACAGUUUGGCGGAAAUUUUUUGGGGAAAAAUCUUGAAACGAAUGAAAUGAAAUGUUUGAAGAUCACAAUAGAUCAUUCGAAUUUAACAAAAGCACAUUUAAUAAAAUUUAAGAUCUAUAUGCAGAAUGAUGGAUCAAAAGGUAGGUGUAAUAUAUCUGAGUCAAGUAGCGAAAUGAAAAAAAAAGAAUUUCAAUGUAUUGGUGUUGGAAUUCAAGAGUCCUUCAACAUAUCGUUUGAAACUGAUGAAAACAGUCCGCAAGGAAGAAAUGUAGUGGGAAAUAUGCCCGAACUUAUUGACCGUGAAAUUACAAAUGCAAAUCAUGAAAUUGAUGGAAAUGAGGAGCAAGCUGUUAUUGAAGUUGAAUGCACUGCGAAUAAAAAACAUGGUAGUUUUGCGAAAGCUGGUAAUGUAUCAUCAUCACUGGAGAGAGGUAACCUAACAGAUAUAUCAGUAACAAAGGAUAAUGGUAAAAUUGCGCAGUUGAAUUAUGAUGUGAAUAUUAUCAAGGAGAGCGGAAAGACUCCUCAGUUAAAUUACAGUGCAGUUAUUGUUGACCAAGUGAAGGCAAAGCAUGCAACACAUGUCAACGAAGUCAAGGGUGUUUCGAAAGGAAAAACUACGGAUGGCGAUUUGGAAAUGUUAGGAGAACAUGGAUUAAAGAAUGAUAAAACUUCUGAUAAAUCGCAAUCACAUCAUGCUGAUGACACGGCGGUAGCGAACACCGUAACUUCACAGCAGGAAAAAAAGAGUUAUAAGAAAUUUCAACCGGUGUUAUUAGCAUUUCAAAAAGAUCGUCCACCACCUCUCGUUAUCGAAAGGCCUAAACGCGAAUAUAGAUUAUUACCACGAGAUAUUGAAUAUUGUACGUAUAUGAUGGAAACAUACGGAGAAGAUUAUGAGAAUAUGAUAAAGGAUAAAAAAAAUGUCUUCUUGGAUACUGCGAAAUCGAUUCAGCGAAAAAUUCGAAUUUUCCGUGAAAGUCCAUAUUACGCAGAUUAUUUAAAAAUUAAAAAAGAUCAGCAAUGA